Mercurialis annua (annual mercury) is the source of this 3345-nucleotide messenger RNA. RefSeq lists its product as uncharacterized. NCBI's taxonomy places the organism in Eukaryota, Viridiplantae, Streptophyta, Magnoliopsida, Malpighiales, Euphorbiaceae. Bases 1 to 3345 code for a protein of 1114 amino acids. The transcript has 17 exons. The record is from RefSeq and is a predicted model, not a curated record.
AUGAAAAGGCCUGUCACUGUUGAUAAUGAAGUGGAGAAUGUCGCUAAUUCUCCAGUUCGAAAAAGUUUAAGAAUCAAAAUGUUACAUGCAGAUGAAGUUCCUGUUUGUAAGACUGAGAAAAAAUCAAGAAUGAAGAGGAGAGCAGUUAAAAAUCUAGACAUUAAGAUGAGAAGGCUUGUAAGUGAUAAUCUGAAUAAAAAUGAUUCUAUUCAGAACUUUGCUCUUUUAAUUGCUCUGAAUCUCCAGUUUGUUGGAAAAGUUGGCAAGGCUUGUUCUUUUGAUGUGAUAACAAAUAUUAAAUCGAAGCUUAGUUCUGAUCAGCUGUCUACAUUUAAGAGCAGUAGGUUUGGUUUGUAUUUGUAUAUUGGAAAGGAUGUAUUGAGUCUUAGGCUUAUACAUUCCAUACUGCUAAGGGAAGUCCAUCAUCCAAAUAUUGAUGAGCUGUGGUUUUACUAUGGUGGGCAAAACUUGCGUUUCAGUUUGUAUGAGUUUGGAUUGGUGAGCGGUCUUGUGUGCGGUGGGGACGAGUCUAGGUUUUCUGACUAUUCCACUGGUGGAACUUUUUUUGAUAAUUUUUUUAAUGAUGAUAUUAAGAUUAGUCGUUCUGUUAUUGAAUCGAAAUUUAAAGAUGCGGUGUGGGAGAAUGAUGAUGAUGCUGUAAAGUUCGCGAAGCUGUAUUUUGUUCAGUGUUUUAUGUUGGGUAGCCUUGAUAAUACAUUGAUCGACAGCCGAUUUAUUCAUCUACUGGACUGCCCUGAUUUUGAUGAUUUUCCAUGGGGAAAAUAUUCUUUUGAUUUAUUUGUUCAGUCUACCAAGAACAAGCUUUGGACCUUUCUGCAGGCAUCAAAACAAGCUACAUUUUAUCGAUUGUAUGGCUUUCCCUAUGCCAUUCAAUUUUGGUUCUAUGAAACUCUGACUACUGUGCCUGCUUUUUUGUGUUCGUUGAAUAAUGCUGCUGCGUAUCCUCGGUUUAUGCGUUGGAGUCCGAAGGAUAUGAGAAAGAUUCAAAACUUUGAUUUCAAAGUUUUUGAUGAUCCAAAUGAAAAGGUUAUAUCAAGUUCAAACAUUAAAGCCACUGUUUAUGAAUUAAGUGAAAAUAUUGUGUCUGGACUGAAUGAUCAAGAUUCUGUCUUUAAAGAAGAGGAAGCUGCUGCUGUUAAUACUGAGGGUGAUAAUAUUUUGGAAGUGGCGAAGUCUGCUUCCAUGAAGUUUGUUAAUGAAUUGAAAGAUUUGGUCUUUGAUAGUGGUAUUGAGUAUUCUGAUAUGGAGUUAGGUGUCAGAAAACAGAUUUAUGAUUGCAUAGAGAGUUUUGAAACUAAUCAAUUAGCUGAUAUUUUCAAUGAUAAAUCUGUAAAGUCUGAUAAUGUUGAUAGUGAGGUUCACUCUUCUGAUGGUCAUGAAGAAGACAAUUCUUCCGAUGAAGAGACUGAAAGUUGCAAUUAUGCUGAAGAAAAGAUUAGAAAUACUAAAUCUGUCGAUGAUGAGAGGGAAGAUGCUUAUAGAAAUGAGAAAGAUUAUGGUGAUGAGAGUAACAAUGAUACUUCUUCUGAUGAAUACAUCGAACAUGAAAGUGAGAAUGUGCAGAAAGUUUAUUAUUCAGAGAGCGGAAAGACUAUUGUUAAAUCCAAUGCUGAGCAUGUUUCUGAUUUUGAGAUUGCAAAGAUUGAUGCUGAUGUUAAUUAUCAUAUGCAACCUGUUGCUGAUGAUCAAGCCAACGCUGAGCACGUUGCUGUACUAGAGAGCAGAAUUAUUGAUGCUGAGGGUAAUGAUCAGAUCAAACCUGCUGUUGAUGAUAAAUUGAAUGAAGAGCACGUUUCUGCAUUAGAGAGUGCGAAGAUUGAUUCUGAGGUUAAUGAUGGAGUCACACCUGUUUCUGGUGAUGUUGUGUCUAUUCCUACGUGUAGUAGAGGUGUGAGUAAGGUUUAUGGAAAACAGCCUGGAUUUGAAUUGUUUGUGGAACAAGAUUGUUAUUUUGAUGAAGUUGGUGAUCAAUCCGGCUUUGAUUUAGUUGGUAGAGGAAUUGAAGUGGGAUUAAAAGAUUCUUGUACUAAGAAUGUCAAUAAGGAUGCAUCUGAAGUUGAUACUUCUAAACCAACCAUGUUAGAUCAAUUGAUGCAAGAUGAAGUUGAUAAGCUUGCUGAUGUUUGUAGCGAUGAGUUUUUGCUAACUCCGGUUGAUGCUAAUUCUGAAAAGGUUGAUUUGGUUGUUCCUUCUAAUAAGAUUCCUUUAGAGAAGGUAAAUGAAUCUGAUGAGAUAGCUGAUCUUGCUGCUGCGGAGUCAGAUGUAUCAAAUAUUGUUGCUUCGUUGUCUGUUUAUAUUCCAACUGAGGAAAAGUUGAAUGAAUCGGCUGUUUUAGCUGUAAAGCCUGUUUCACCUAAAAUCGCAGAUAAAAAUGACGACACAGUUCCUGUUGCAAAAAGUAGACCAAAACUUGUUUUUAAAAGGAAAGCAGUUCAGGUUGAUAUACCAGCUGAAUUUGCAUUGAUUGAGCGAAUAAGGAAUUUAGACUCGGCAGAGAAAGUUAAAUCAAUGGGGCUGACUUUUACAAAUCAUUGUCCUUUGUUGAUGGAAAGUGUUCAUGAUAUGUGCAACCAAUUUUGGCUUUCUGAGUUUAAUGACUGGAUUGAAACUAACACGUAUAGGAGAAAACAUCCAACCAAUGAAAUUUACUAUCCAAGAGAAAAGAUAUUACGCCCAGGAUUUAGGCUUGGUGGAGAGGAAAUUACUAUAAAAGAUUUCUUCCAUAUUUUGAAUACACCUGGUGGUUAUUUGGAAUCGAGUCAUAUUGAUUGUCUGUUUACGUACCUGCGAAAGAAGUGUAUUUUUCUGAACAACAGCUAUAGUGUUUGUGGAAAUUGGUUUGAUCAGUAUGUGCAGAAUGGAUAUCGACUCUACCUCGAGAAUCAAAAUGUCACUGAUCUGCCUCAGUUUGAUGCAAUAUAUACUUUUAUAGUUGGAGAGGAUGGACUUUAUAAGAGAGCAUGGGGCGAUCUGAAGAAUCUGCUAUAUGAUGAGCCUUUACGCGAAGCUAUGACUGCAUAUUCAACGUUACUGCCAUUAAUUUUGAACUAUGUUGGAUUUUACGAUCGUACUGAUAUCAACUUCAACUCAGUUCAUUAUGUUGGCAAGAAAACAACUGAUCCAUUUGCUGUAGCUUUUAUGGAUGACCUUCCUGUUCAAGAAAAUUCAGAUUGUGGUGUGUAUGCUACUGCUUUUGCCGAAUAUUUGAUUGAAGGGAAGCGUAUUCCGAAGGCUCUUCGUAUUAAACAAAUAUGUAACAGAUAUGCAGUUAAUCUGUUCAUGUAUGUUAGGUGGAAGAACAAGAGUGGUUAUGUAUCUGAUUGA